UUUCGCCACGUAUAUUGACGUACAGCAAGGAUUGUGCAUAGCACACAUUUUAGAGUGAGGCCUUACAAAGGGGGUAAAAUGUCAUGCCGUAUGUAAACAGACGAUAGGCGAUAUUAAGCGAUGGAAGACGAUUCGGAGGUUCAAGAUGACCAACAGGAGGAGGACUGGUAUCAAAAUGAUCUACAACUGGCUGCAGAGCUUGGAAAAGCCCUUCUUGAGAGGAACCGCGAAUUAGAGGCGCAAAUCAUCCAUCUCCAACAAAUUAACAAUGAACAAAACCUGGAAAUUGAGUAUAUCACGCGGCAACUGGAGACUGUCAGGGACAGUAGUGAAUCACGCAUGCGUAUUUACGAGGAGUUGGACAGGACGUCGCAGGACCUGGAGAAGACAAACCAGAGGCUGCUUAUUGAUGCCAAAACAGACAAGCAGCGGAUAGAAAAAUUGAUGACUACCGUUUUGCAGUUGGAGGAAAAGUGUGACAAUUUGGAAAAAAAGGUUGAAGAUAUGAAGGCCGAGGAGAAGCGUUUGAAACAGAAACAACAGAAGCAGGACAGCAGACGAGCUGUGAGUCUCGCGAGUCUCCGCGAGAAGGAGCGAGAUCCUUAUUUGAAGGAUAUCAUGAACGAGGACUGUCACUGGACCUAUAACAAUCAGUUCAAGAAACUACCUCUGAACCCUUACGAACAGGAAAUCAAAAAUCUCCAAGAGGCUGUCAAACAGCUCAAAGCGCAGGCGCUAAUUGAUAAAAGGAAAAAGGAAGACUUGGAGACGGAAGUGUCUUUAUUGUGGGAAGAAAAUGCCGGUCUGGAAAAGAAAGUUAGAUCUUUGGAGGACGAUGUAAAAGAAAACGGUUAUUUAAAGUUCGAGAUCCAACGUCAAAAGUUGAAUCUCGGUAAAUACUGCAAAAAGUGUUCCAGUGAUCUAGUUGAACUGAAAACUGCAAUCGAAAAGGAGAUAGAACCAGACGAUCCGCAAGUUGGCGCGGGAAAACUGGUUCGUCUGGAAAGUGGAGGGAGCGUUUAUGGAAGUACAGAAUCUUUGAACAAAAUAGUCCCCGAUAUACAAGAAGUGUCUCCGGUGGAAGAUAAUGAUACCAGCAGUGUUUCUAUUCUUGAUGAACUGGAGACCCAAUACAAGAAACUGUUCAAGAAGUACGAGGACCUUCAGAACAAGAGCAGCAGACGACCCGGAAGUUUUCACGAGAGCGAGACUUUCGACGAAGCUCUCCAUAGACAGUUGGCCGUGUCUCACAAAGAGGUUCAGACAUUGCUAAAGAUGCAGAAAUCCACGUCUACUGCAGAGGCGGCCACGUCUGCCGAACAAGAAACCAACCUGCCUCAUUAUAAAUCCCUGUUCCGAGACAUCUUCGCCACGCUAAAACAGACCCGUAUCGACGAGUCUUCUGAGCAGCCCCUGACAAGUCCGCAUUCCGCAGAAUAUAAACCGCUCAAGUAGCUAUAUUAUUUUUAAAAGUCAAAAUUCUAGUCAUUCUGUGUAUUGAUAACUGCAGUAUUUAAUUAUAUUACGAAGAUUUGAAAAAAAGAAGAAGGUUUUUUUGUUUCCUAAGUCGUUUAACAGUAUUCAAUUAGAUCCCGAAGGUAAAAAAAAAUCAGUCAAUUUUGUUUUCGUUUCUAAAGUCGUUUACACUUUACAGCAUUGAUAUUAUAUAAUGUUAGUUCCUGUCGUAUCAAAGAGUUAUGUUAUAUAUUAGUUUGAAAUAAUAUUGUAAAUUAGUGCAAAAUAAUGCAAAACUGUGUAUGGUAUACAAUUAAUAGCAUUAGACAAAAUGUUUAUCAAACUAUUCAAUGUAGAUCCGUGAUUAGCUGUAGAACUAUAUAGCUCAAUGGGAAACUCGGGUUAGUGGUCUGUCAAUCCGAAUUUCCUGAAAAGCUACAAUUCUGCAGUUAAUUGUGAUUAGACAUCUAUUAAACUGCCAUAAAAACGAGUGCAGCAUAUUUGUAGAUGCCUGCUAUUUAUUCUUGUACAGUUCACAGCAUUAGUGUUUUGUUUGUUUAUGAGAGCACGUGCAUCUCGAUAUUUUUAUUUAUUUAUCGCGGAAAUCACAGUGGUGUUCCAAUGUGUUUUGUUAUGUCUUUUUUUUUACUGCUUUUUUGUUGAAAUAUAUACUCGUACAAGUGAUAUUGUUGUAUUCUUCGGGUAUUCAUUUAUACUGUUAAGGAUUGGAAAUUUCAUAUUUCCUGUCGAAUACAAUCAAUUUAUCUGUUGUUUUUGUACUGUAUAAUAAAGAUGCAAUUGAU
Molecule: messenger RNA, 2258 nt
Organism: Magallana angulata
Lineage: Eukaryota; Metazoa; Mollusca; Bivalvia; Ostreida; Ostreidae
Product: cerebellar degeneration-related protein 2-like
Exons: 4
Coding region: 121-1455 (444 amino acids)
Source: RefSeq, a predicted model, not a curated record